Molecule: messenger RNA, 824 nt
Organism: Tigriopus californicus
Lineage: Eukaryota; Metazoa; Arthropoda; Copepoda; Harpacticoida; Harpacticidae
Gene: MsrA
Product: peptide methionine sulfoxide reductase-like
Exons: 2
Biological process (GO): cellular response to oxidative stress
Cellular component (GO): cytoplasm
Molecular function (GO): peptide-methionine (S)-S-oxide reductase activity
Source: RefSeq, a predicted model, not a curated record
AUGCCACUUUUGAAUCCGGAUGUGGCCACUAAAAAGGCCACCUUCGGGAUGUCCUGAUUUUGGUUUCCCGAAGCCCUGUUUGGAUGUGCCCCUGGGGUCGUCCGAACACGGGUGGGUUAUGCGGGUGGGACGAAAGUCAACCCGUCCUAUUAUAACUUAGGCGACCAUACCGAAACCAUUGACGUGGAUUUCGAUCCCAAUGUGACAAGUUUUGAGAAGAUGCUUGAAAUGUUCUGGAAGAACCAUGAUCCAACUUCAAGAUGCACUCGCCAAUAUAUGUCCGCUAUUUUUUAUCGGGACGAGGAACAAAAAAGUCUGGCUGAGGAAAGUUUAGCCCGUGAAAAUCAGAAACGUAAUGGCAAGAUCAGCACCAAGGUUAUGCCCGUGGGCGAAUUUUACAUCGCUGAGGAUUACCAUCAGAAGUACUUGCUUCAACAACAUCCUUGGUUGUUGACGGCCUUGGACGUGGAUCCUGGCGAGGACUUAAAUGAGUCCCAUGUGGCCUGCAGACUCAAUGGCUACGUUGGUGGGUACGGAAAUUUCUCAAACUUUGAUCAAGAAUGGGAGAAAUUGGGCUUGAACGAGAAGAUGGCCACCUACGUCCGAAACCAAAUGAAGAAACGAGCCCAUUAACGAUACCAUGAGAUUCUAGAAUCCCCUAUAACACAAUAAAAUUGAGAGAAAAAAUAUUGUCAAGGCCGGAUCUACGUCAAAGGUGAAUUAUGAUGAGGUGAAAAGAAAAGGCGAUCUGCCCGGUUUCGCAUCGGAUGUUUGUCUCCUGUGGUAAGGCUUGUCAAUUUUGAAAUAUAUUCUUCACCAUUCAA